This is a messenger RNA of Auxenochlorella protothecoides, 717 nucleotides long. RefSeq lists its product as hypothetical. The record is from RefSeq and is a predicted model, not a curated record. Bases 1 to 717 code for a protein of 238 amino acids. The transcript is spliced from 3 exons. Lineage: Eukaryota; Viridiplantae; Chlorophyta; Trebouxiophyceae; Chlorellales; Chlorellaceae.
AUGGCGUCCGUGUCUGCCUCCCUCAUCUCUCGGCCGUCGCCCACGCUCCUCUUCCAAGGGAGGAGCCGGCUCCGCCCCUCGCCCCGGGCCCGGCCCACUCCGGCCCAGGCCUUCAUCCUGUUCGACCUGGUGGCCAGCUCUGCGGCCGCGGCGGCGGUCACCGCGGUGUCCUGGGCCACCUCCGAGGACCGCGACGCGGAGCUGGCGCGGCUGCAGACCCCCGCCGGCGUGGUGCCGGUGGCGGCCGCCGUGGCCGCCGACACCGUGGUCCAUGCCACGCCCCUGCUCGGCUCCCUGAUCAACCUGGCGGUGGAGCCGCUGGGCGCGGCGGCGGGCGUGGCCUACCUCAUGUCCAUCGUGCUCUCCUCCCCCGCCGUGGACCCCAAGACGCUGGCACCCCGUGGCACCGUCCUGGCAGCGGAGAAGGCGGGGGACGCGCGUGGGUCGCUGCGCGUGCCCUUCACCCGCGUCAUCCCCACCGCCCUGGCGGUGGUGGACACCAGCAACGCCGGCAGCAGCGGCGCGGGGUGGCAGGCGGGGGCGGGCGAGCUGCCGCGGCUCCCCCUCAACUCCGUGCUGGUGGUGGUUGGCGUGGGGGCGGUCAUCCUGGAGACUCUGGCGCACCUGCCCCUCCUCUCCGCCGGCCUCCCACGCGUCCUGCAGACCGCUGCCUGGGUGGCGGCAGCGGGAGCGGUGCUCGACAAGCGCGACGACUGA